AUAAACGCCCAUCCUAGUGUCGCGAAAAAAUUACUUUAAACAAAUUUAACAAACACAUCAAUAAUUGUUAUUUUGCCCAUGAAUGUUCGUACUUUAGUAGUUGAAGUUUAUUACUUAGUAUAUACCUAUUAACCAUCUUCUGAUAUUGUAAGUACAAUUUUUUUGUACAUUAUUUUGUUUUACUAAUUAUUAUCGUCGACGCGGAACUGAGAAGCAGAUAAAAUAUGAAACUUUUAGGUAUUUUAAUAUCAUUUGCAUUGGUUGGAAAUGUUUUGGUCACUAAAUUAGAAGAAUAUAUGAAGGAGGUUAUUUUAACAAACAAAGAAAUUAAGCAAGCUAAAGAACUCAUGCCGGCAAUAAUUAAAAAUGUUAUUGAAAAUUAUCAAGUGUAUGGAAUUGCGAAAAUGUCUUUAAUGAUGGCAGUGCCGGAAGCAAUUGAUGUUGCAUUGGAAGCAAAAGAAGUUUACCCAGAUUCUGAUGAAAAUGAAAACCCAGUUUCCGUUGGCCCUAGUCAAAAUCAAAUUCCAUUAAUAGAUCUUGAUCCAGAUUCCGAAGAAGGCCCUAGUCAAAAUCGAAUCCCAUUUAUAAAUCUUGAUCCAGAUUUCGAAGAAGGACCUGGUCAAAAUCAAAUUCCACUUAUAGAUCUUGAUCCAGAUUCCGAAGAAGAAAAUAUUGAUGGUAACACGAAAGGAGCAGAGAAUAUUGAUGGUACAUUGGAAGGACCAGGCCCUAGUCAAUAUCAAAUUCCAGAUCUAAACCUUGAUCCGUUCACUGUUCCCGAAGAAGAAAUUAAAAAACUAGUUCCUGUUGGUAAAACAAUAGUACAUCUUAAACAAAAGUUAAAGUACCAGAAAAUGGUACAAUUAGAAAUCCUUGCUGUAACAGAUAGGCGAAAGUACGAGCAAAUUAUGGAAGCCGCAAGAAAGAAAAAGUUAACAUCAGAGCAUGUUCCAAUUCAAAGUCUAAAUCUGAAUCGACCGGCUGAUUAUUUCGAAAAAAGACGUAUGGAAAUACCUACAAUGAAAUUGGAAAAUUUAGUCAGUGUUUUAGAAGAGAGAAGAAUUAAUCCUAUAGCAGCACCACGAAAUAGAAUCAUCCAUGCUUAUGGCCUGCCUUAUUUGGGAAGAGUAAGAAGAGAAAUUACUUUAGAAGCUAUAACAAAUUUAAUACGUCAAAACGAUCCACUUUUCUGGGAUUUGUACAUGAUGUGUCGUUUAGCAGGUUUAUUUAGAAGUAUUAAGUAUCCACAAUCUUUUAUUUAUACUUUACUUGUUGAUGAAGAUCAUUGCUUUUUAUCGGAUGCAAACGAUGUUGAAGGUUUCGCAUAUAAGUUCAUUGAAGAUGAAUUUUGGCAAGUAGACGUAAAAGACCUGGAUAGUCGAAUAAGGCCAUUUUUAUCCGAAUUAAAAUAAUUUGAAUCAGAAAUCACAGUAAUCACUUCAUUUAUAAUGCCAUAAUUGUUUUGUUUAAAAUAUAUAUUUUUCAAACCUUACUAAUUUCCAAAUUGUUAAAAAAUGGAAUGUAUUUAAUAAUAAACAGUUUUUAUCGAGAUUAUAAAAA
This is a messenger RNA of Adelges cooleyi (spruce gall adelgid), 1560 nucleotides long. RefSeq lists its product as uncharacterized. The transcript has 23 exons. The coding region runs from base 225 to 1412 and encodes 395 amino acids. Lineage: Eukaryota; Metazoa; Arthropoda; Insecta; Hemiptera; Adelgidae. The record is from RefSeq and is a predicted model, not a curated record.